AUGCAAUGUCCUAAGAAUGAUUUGGAACGUAAAGAGAUUUCCAUAUGUGUCAAUGGUUGGGAGCUUAAAAAAGCUGCAAAGAAAGUACUUAGGUAUUUACAAGGCACUAAGGAUCAUACUAAGGAUCAUAUACUCACUUAUAGAAAGUCCAGCCAUCUAGAAGUGGUGGGAUACUCGGAUUCAGACUAUGCUGGUUGUGUAGAUUCGAGAAUGUCUACAUUUGGCUACUUGUUUCUCCUAGAUGGAGGAGCAGUAUCAUGGAAAAGUGGAAAGCAGUCUGUCAUUGCUACUUCCGCAAUAGAGGUUGAAUUUGUGGCAUGCUUUGAGGCCAUUGUUCAUGCAUUGUGGUUGCGGAACUUUGUCUCAGGUGUAGGUAUUGUCCACAGUAUAGCUAGACCGUUGAGAAUUUACUGUGAUAAUUCCGCAGCUAUCUUCUUCUCUAAGAAUGAUAGGUACUCUAAGGGUGCAAAGGCAAAGCACAUGGAUUUAAAGUAG
Molecule: messenger RNA, 495 nt
Organism: Jatropha curcas
Lineage: Eukaryota; Viridiplantae; Streptophyta; Magnoliopsida; Malpighiales; Euphorbiaceae
Source: RefSeq, a predicted model, not a curated record